Molecule: messenger RNA, 1173 nt
Organism: Benincasa hispida (wax gourd)
Lineage: Eukaryota; Viridiplantae; Streptophyta; Magnoliopsida; Cucurbitales; Cucurbitaceae
Source: RefSeq, a predicted model, not a curated record
AAAUCCAAUGGCGAGUUAUCCUUCAAAAUUUGGGUGCCUUUCAGAAUUUUGGAAAAGGGGUAAAACAGUAAAUUCAUGCUAUUGAGAAAUCAAAUUCAAGAGACAAGCUCUUGUUCUGAUCAUCUGCCUGAAAAUCGCAUUCAACCCAUUCUCAAACCCUUCCAUCGCGAUCUCUAAUCCUUCUAAGCUUCUUCGCGCCGAUUGCAGUUUAUCGCCGCCGACGCCAUCGCCGACAGCCUCCAAUGCGGCAUCCACAUCCCCCAAUUCAUCGCCGAUUUGGUCGUGUUCUUCGCAUGCUAUCUCUCCUUUUCGCAUCAGAACCUUUGAAACUAAUGCCCACCGAUUCGGCUUCCAUUUGGCCGAUUGAGACGCGACGAACGAUAAGAGGGAGGUGACAAUGGAAAUGGUAACGAAACAGGAUUCUUUUAGGGCUCGAAUCACAGCAUAGAGAUGGAGAUCUUGAUUCAUCAGAUGAGUCGAUCCGAUUUUCUCGUUCAUUUGCUUGGUUGAUGAGAUCAAUUUCAGUGCCUCUUUCUUCGUCUUCUUUCUCAGGUGUCUAAAAGCUUCAUGAAUCCAUCGACCAAUUCGUCCACCCAUUUUCGGUUUUGGUGUCUCGAUAAGAGCUGUUUGGUGGAUGCCAUUUGGAGAAGCUCAUCCAUGGAAGCGUAUAGAUCGUCCAGUCCCAACAGGCCGUUGCAGAUUGAUUUGGAGGUUGAAGGAGAUGAGUUCUCCAAUGGCUUCAACUUGCUCAGUUGCUCUUCGAUUCUUAGAGUGGUGGGAUGGGAUCUAGAAGGGAAGUUAAGAGGGAGGAGACAUCAAGCGUUGGUUUCAAUGAAUGCAGGUUGGCAGCGGAGAAAUAGCCGGCGGGAGUGUCCUUGUUUGCCCAAAAAACUGAGAAAGGAGGCAAGGGUGCUGCUUAAUUUCUUUGGAUCAAAUUGCACGAAAAAAGAUGGAAGGAGAGAAUCUUGGAGGCAAAGAAGAGACAGAAACAGAAUAUUAAAAAGGGGAGGUCACGUACAUUGCAGAACACUGAACUUGUACAUUGAAAACAAAUGGAUAGAAGAAGAAGACAAGGCCUUCAAGGAUCCAUCAUGUGACCGUACAGUUCAAAAGUCUAUUUUGCAGGAAAUCAAGUCACCGCAUGCGUUCAUGGCUCAAAGAUAAAAUGAAACG